This is a messenger RNA of Cuculus canorus (common cuckoo), 14332 nucleotides long. RefSeq names its product crumbs cell polarity complex component 1 (gene CRB1). Gene Ontology annotation, molecular function: calcium ion binding. The transcript is spliced from 12 exons. NCBI's taxonomy places the organism in Eukaryota, Metazoa, Chordata, Aves, Cuculiformes, Cuculidae. Gene Ontology annotation, cellular component: plasma membrane; protein-containing complex. The coding region runs from base 195 to 4472 and encodes 1425 amino acids. The record is from RefSeq and is a predicted model, not a curated record. Gene Ontology annotation, biological process: heterophilic cell-cell adhesion; establishment or maintenance of epithelial cell apical/basal polarity.
GACAAAUCUGCACCAGGUUUGAAAAAUCACUCAGACCUGCCAAAGUAAAACCUUAACAAGCACAACUGCCUUUUGAAUCAAAGUCUGGAGGUUUGCAGUGAAUAGGCUUGAUGAGGGGCACAGGCAAAGAUGGCUUGUAGGGGACUGUGUGCCUUGGGUAUUAUUUUAGUUUCAGAAAUGAGAAAGCAGUGAAGAUGAGCACCAGCCCUUUGGACAACAGACAACUCGGCAGACAAUGUCCUAUCAAGAUGAAUAUGGCUCAUUCAAGAAUUAACUCUCUACUCAUCUUCUACCUCAGUUUCUUGCUGCUCAUCCACUUAAAAAAAUCACUUUGCAUGAGGAAUGAUUCCAGGUGCCUGUCAAAUUCUUGCCAAAAGAAUUCUCCGUGCAUUGCUGGUCAUAAAGAUGAAACUUGUGGUUGUACAGAUGCAUCAGUGGACAGUGUGGAGGAACUCUGCAAUAAAACCUCUGAUCCUUGCUCCUCAAACCCUUGUCUUCAAAACGCUACCUGUUUAAGCUCUGUGGGAAACCUCAGCUUUACUUGCGAGUGCCCUGCUGGAUAUAAUGGACCUACUUGUGAAACAGCCAUCAGUGUGUGUGACACAAACCCUUGUGAGCACGGCGGCACUUGCCAAAAUGGCCUGGCUGGGCCCACCUGCCUUUGUAGCGCAGGAUACACAGGUACACUCUGUGAAAUGGAUUUUGAUGAGUGCAUUUCUGAACCGUGCCACAAUGGAGCACUGUGCAGGGAUGGGGUUGAUGAAUACUCCUGCUAUUGCGUCCCAGGCUACCAAGGCAAGCACUGUGACCUGGAAGUGAAUGAAUGUGUGUCAGAUCCAUGCCUGAAUGGGGCAACGUGUCUCAACCAGAUAGGACACUAUGACUGCAUCUGUCCACUCGGGUACACAGGGACAAAUUGUGAGCUGGAAAUAGAUGAGUGCUUGUCACAGCCAUGCCUGAAUGGUGCAACCUGCUGCGAUUCCCUAUGGAGCUUCUCAUGCUCCUGUGCGCCAGGCUUCCUUGGCGACCUCUGUGAAACCAACAUUGAUGAAUGCGUCAGCCAGCCGUGCCUCAAUGGGGGACAGUGCAUGGACGAUGCCAACAGGUACAGCUGCAACUGUACUGGCACUGGAUUUAGGGGACUACACUGUGAGACCCCAACCCCCUUAUGUUGGUCACAACCAUGCUACAAUAACGGCACUUGCGAGGACAACGCUGAGAAUUAUACAUGCCACUGUUGGCCAGGCUACGCGGGGUCUCGCUGCGAGGAGGACGUCGGGGAGUGCGGCAGCAGCCCCUGCCUCGCCGGGGAGUGCGUGGAGCGCUCCUGGGCCGCCCGCUACGGCAGCGUCCCGGGGCUGCCGCCCGCCUUCAGCUACGCCGCGGCCGAGGGCUACAUCUGCAGCUGCGCCGCGGGCUUCACCGGUACUCACUGUGAUGAAGACAUCAACGAAUGUUUCACAAAUCCUUGCCAAAAUGGAGGAAUCUGUGAGAAUUUUCCUGGGAGUUACACUUGCCAUUGCCCACCUGCAGACCAAGAAGGAAUUUAUUAUGGUGGCUGGAACUGUACAGAAGUUCUCCAUGGCUGUACUGAUCAGCAAUGCCAAAACAAUGGAAUAUGUAUCCCACAUUUGAAAAACGGCCAACAUGGAUUCAGCUGCAUAUGUUCACCAGGAUAUACUGGAAUACACUGUGAAACCACAACCACGUUUUCUUUUCAAGGAAACAGUUUCUUUUUGUUGAAGAAUCCCCUGACGUCUAAAAAGGAAUUUUUCUAUAAUAUAAAACUGAGGUUUCAGACUGUGCAACCUACAACUUUUCUAUUUCACCGAGGGGAGAAAAAUACAUUUGCUAAGCUGGGGUUACUGAAUGGCUACUUACACUUAUCUGUGCAAGUCAAUAACCAGCCACAGGCUCUUUUGCUUAUUUCACAUAAUGUCAGUGAUGGAGAGUGGCAUUCAGUGGAGGUAACCUUGGCAAGAGCUGUUUCUCUUAAUUUGCUUGACAGCUCUUGUGUAGAAUCAUGUCUGAAUAAAACGUCUGUUAUGAUAGAUAACGAUCAUGUGAUGCUUGCAUAUCAGAGCACAUUUUUGGGUGGCUUACCAGUGGGGAACAUUAGCAGCAACUCUCUACCUAACAUCUAUGAUGUACAUUUUGCACCUUCAUUUGUAGGCUGUCUUCAGGACAUUGAAAUAGACUCGAAUGUUAUUACCCCAGAGAAUGUAACACCUGAAUCAUCUUUCAAUGUCAGGACAGGAUGUACUAAAAAGGACUGGUGUGAAACCCACCCCUGUCAGAACAGGGGACGCUGUACCAACCUGUGGCUGAGCUACCACUGUGACUGCUACCGGCCAUACACAGGGCCAAGCUGCAGAACAGAGUACAUUCCAGGCCGGUUUGGAUCUGAGGACUCCUCAGGCUAUGCUGCUUUUUCUGUUGAUGCCACUCAGACUGAAAAUUUGAACAUAUCAAUGUUUGUCCGAACACGCAAAUCUUCUGGCUUGUUACUGGCUUUGAGAAACAGUACUUAUCUCUAUGUAAGAAUCUACUUGGAAGGUGGGAAACUCACCAUGUUAGCUCUAAAUUCCAUGAAGCUAGUAGGGAAACGCUCCAUGAAUGAUGGAAACUUUUACUUAAUAACAUUAAAAAUAGAACCAAAUAAGAUGGAAUUGUUCCAGUCUUCUCAAUACCUAGGCUUUAUUUCUACUCCAGUAGUAAAUAUGCAAACUAAGGAUAUUCUUUACAUUGGAGGCCUACCAGAUAACAAAGAAACUGAUAGAAAUGGCAGAUAUUUCAAAGGCUGCAUCCAAGAUGUAAGAGUGAAUAACCAGCCACUGGAAUUCUUCCCCAUCACCAAUCCACUGAAUUCUCUUAACCGAACUCUGAUCAAUAUCACCCAAGGUUGCACUGGUGACAAUCUCUGCAAGUCCAACCCUUGCCACAAUGGUGGUGUGUGCUAUUCAAUCUGGGAUGACUUCACUUGUGCGUGCCCCCCUAACACAGCGGGGAAGGCAUGCGAGGAAGUUAAGUGGUGUGAGCUUGGGCCCUGUCCUCAUGAAGCACAAUGCCAGCUAGUGCAUCAAGGAUUUGAAUGUCUUGCUAACGCAGUGUUUAGUGGCCGGAGCAGUGCGAUAUUUUACCGAAGCAACGGAAAAAUCAGCAGAGACCUCACCAAUAUCAUAUUUGGCUUUCGAACUAGGGACACUGAUGUGAUACUUCUGUAUGCGGAGAAGGAGCCAGAGUUUGUUACCAUCAGUAUUCACAACUCCAAAUUACUCUUUCAAUUGCAAAGCAGCAACAGCUUUUAUAAGCUGACCCUUGCUAGUUCAUUGCCUGUGAGUGAUGGAAAAUGGCAUCAAGUGACAGUCUCUAUGGUAGAGCCCCUGUCCCAGUUCUCUAGGUGGUACAUUGAUGUUGAUAACAAGAAAGACACUGUAACUAGCACAACUGCCGCAGGAAGCCUCAACUUUUUAAGAGAAGAGACAGACAUCUAUGUGGCUGACAAGGCUUUUGACAGUCUGGAUGGCCUACGAGGAUGUAUGAGCACCAUAGAAAUCAGUGGCAUCUAUCUCUCAUACUUUGAAAAUGCUGACAUCCCCACUAAAAAACCUCAAGAGGAACAAUUUAUCAAAAUAUCUGCAAACCCUGCUCUUACGGGCUGUUUGCAGGUAGAUGUCUGCAGCUCAGAUCCCUGUAUGCAUGAAGGGACAUGUGAAGACUUCUAUACUUCCUACCAUUGUGUAUGUCCCAGAGGAUGGACCGGCACCCAUUGCGAAAUCAACAUCGAUGAGUGUUCUUCAAACCCCUGCAUUUAUGGAAACUGCACUGACGGGAUCACCUCUUAUGAGUGCAGUUGUGAGCCUGGUUACACAGGGGUAAAUUGCGAAGAGGACAUAGACAACUGCCGUGGCCACCAGUGUGCAAAUGGGGCCACUUGCAUUGAUGGGAUUAAUGGAUAUUCUUGCCUGUGUGCUGGUAACUUCACUGGAAAAUUUUGCAGAUACCGAAGAUUGCCCCAUACAGUUUGUGGGAAUGAAGAAAGAAACCUCACAUGUUUCAACUACGGCAACUGCACUGAUCUCAGCGGCGAGUUGACGUGUGUGUGCUUGCCAGGAUUUGCUGGAGAACGGUGUGAGAAGGACAUUGAUGAGUGCAGCUCCGACCCAUGUCUGAACGGGGGCCUCUGCCAGAAUCUACUCAACAAGUUCCACUGCCUCUGUGAUGUCAACUAUGCUGGAGACCGUUGUGAAAUAGAUUUGACAACUGACUUGAUCUCGAACCUAUUCACCUCCAUUGGCUCAGUAACGCUGGCCUUGUUGUUGAUCCUCUUCUUGGCAGCUGUGGUUUCCUUCAUCGCUGCCAAUAAACGGGCGACUCAAGGGACCUACAGCCCCAGCCGGCAAGAGAAGGAGGGAUCCCGGGUAGAGAUGUGGAAUAUGGUGCAGCCACCGCCAAUGGAAAGACUGAUUUAGAAGAAAGCUCUCCUCUGUCCUGGAAGAUGGCUGAAAGGGGACAGUGUAUAUAUGUUUGGUAUAUUAAUUUUCAUUCUGACACGAGGAAUACUCAUUAUAAAAAUUACAAUGACUUUGGGCUUUGACUAUUUAACUUUUAAGUUCAAUAACAUUAAAAUUCUCUUAGCAUUUAAGUGAACCAAUGUCAUUUAUCAUUGUUUUGGACCAACCUCUCCAAGGACAAUUCUUAUUUGCACUGGGAACUGCAGCCUUGCUAAUCAGCAGUGGGCGUUGCAGACAGUAAAGGCUCCUGGGAUACAAGUGCCUGUCUUGGAUGCAGCAUGGAUAACAGCUUCUCAUUUGUGUUCCUUUUACUGCUUAGCAAUCACUGCUACAGAAGAUGAUGCAGACAAAUCAAAUAAGCCUGUACAAUAAAGACAUUGUAAUUCUGUUAUCAAAGGGUUUAGUACUAGAGCUGUGUCUCAGCAUAUUUACUUUCAUCUGUUAAUCAGGGAUUAUAAGGAAGCUCUGCAAAAACUCUCCAAAAUAAAUGCUUCAUAUUUAAUUGGUUUUCUUUCCUCCAGUUCUCUCAUUUUACCUGUUGCCCCCCAUGUCCUACUGAGAAGAAUUUCAGUUUCCACAAAAGUGUAUAUUUCUCUGAGUAUAAAAGACUGUACCAAAAUAUGUGGUAGGCACAAUCUGACCUCUUAGGAGACAUGGAAUCUAAACUUGCUAAACAAAUUCUGUGCAUCCACACUACAGCUAUUUUCUUAUAACAGUAUUACCUGAUGAUCCAUUUUAGAAAACUGUUGCUUCUCACAUUGCAAACACACAUUGGCUGCCCAAAAGCAUGCUCAAAAACAUUUCCCAAAGCUCAUGGAAAAUACCAGGAAAGAGGCAGGAGUGGCCUACAGGUAAAGGCCCAGCUUGGAAAUAAUUAUGACAGGCUUAGCGCUUCUUCUGGAACUCAGACUUCUCGUGUGAUCAUAGGAAAAUAAAUUUUUAUGGCUCAAUUUUCCUCUUCUAAAACAUGGAUAAUCUGAUUUACCUGCCUCAUAAACCUCAGCAGCAAAAGGAUUGCAACUGUUUAUUGAAAAAGAAACUAAUGCAUAAAAUGUAAUGGAAUAACAGAAGAAGUUGGGGAGAAUUCUUGUAAUGAAAUAGACAUUUGAAAAUCUUAGAAAGACUUGGUGAUCAUUCUUGUAGUAGAAAAGGAUGUGCCAAACAGACACCCAGGUCAAAGGGGUUUUUUUUAAUGCAGAGGAAAAUUUCAGCAGUAACUCAUUCCGUUAAUUUUCACGUGUAGUCCAGAAAUUAUAGCAUAAACAGUGCUCCCACAAAAAGUGAACCCACUGAAAAAAAAAAAAGAGGCAAUGGAGUGAAAAGUUCAUUAUGGUGUUUCUUUCCUCCUGCAGUUCAGUUUAUAUGUUUCCGCAGUCACAAAACAACCCAUAUAUUUUAUACAUAUAAAAUCCUAGAUGCUUAUUCCAGGAAUUGCAUAAUAGAAUACGUACACUCAGUAUCCAAGAGUUUAAGUCGUCUUUUUAGUUUAGGAUCAAUUCAUAAUUCAUUUUGAAUGAACCCCUUAAAGGAUUAGUGAAGCUCAAUGUCAUUUCUAUGUAUUUUCAUAUCAGAAGGUCAGCAGUAACUAAGGUAAUAAGCACAUCCUGGAUUUUCUGCAGUCCUCACCAGGAUCUUUCAAAGCAAGUCACUAUAGAAAAUGUGAGGGGAUGGUGGGAUUCAAGCAGAGUUAAAAGAGUAGAAUGUAGUCACAGCGAAAAUGAACGACAGAUUUUAUUCUAGCCUAGUUUACAGCUUAUUAUUUUGAAUGCAAUUGCUGUUGUACAGCUGCAGUCUAAAUCCUGAGAGUUCAAAUGGCAGGAAAGAAUGGAAAUGUAAGUUACCAAAACGUACAAUGGGAGAUAAGAGAUAACAGAGAUCCAUGGUUGAUUUUUUCCAAAUCACGGCAUUAUGUAAUUACAGACGUAACAGCUUUUAAUUGAAACUCUUGGUUCAGCACAGUGUUUGUCCUGGGACACUGCUAAUAGAGAAUAUCGUAAUAAUAAUUCUCAUAAGAGAGAAUACCAUAAAGUUUGUCGUGUGAGACCAUUUCUAGAAAGAUAUAUGAAUAUUGGAAAAAAAUAAGAAAUUGACUCAGAGAGUGUACAGUUUGAAGUAGGGAAACGGUGAACAAGACAGCAAAGAACAGCGUGUGAUGAUGAGAGACCGCAAGUGACGGAGGAGUGAUUUGCGUGGAUUCUGACUACACACAUUGAUUUAGCUUUCCCCCAAAAAGCUGCGAGAGACCCAAAGGCAAGGCCAUCUCUGCCUAGAAAGUGGCAAAGCAGGCAAAGACAGGAAUCUGCCGUGACAGGGCAAGCAAUAACUAAGUGGAGAAGGGCUGCAAGAUGGGAAGCACUUGGAGCCAGAGAAGUCUGAAAACAAGGAGCCAUACAGAAGCACAAAUUGGGCACAAGUAGCAACGUAGUAAAACGGAUACAAAGAAGAUGCAUCGAUGCACUCGGUUUGUGUUCUUGGGUUUCAGGUCAAUGAGCUAAAAGGAGAAAUAAAAUUGAUAGAGAUCUCAGGGAACAGCAGAAAUGGAGAAAUUAAGUAAUUUCAGAAAUAGCUGUAGAAUGAUCAUAAUAAAGAUCUAACUUUGUAGUUCACUUGGAAGUUUUUGAGCAGGAGGCUGGACUACAUGACAUCAGCAGGUCCUUUACAGACUAAGCUAUUACACGAUUCAAAGAACAAGGACAAAUGAGAAAAUGCAGCUGAAGAUGGAGGCAGUCUGCAUGGAGAACAAACUCAAAGAAGUAUUAUCGUUCAUGGUGAAAGAUGGAGCAAGAAAAAGGAAGUGUCUGGAAACUAAUUCUGCUCUUCUCAGUGGUUUGACUGUCUGGAUGAAAUUUUGGAGACAGUAGAAAAAUAAUCUGCACAGAGGUAAAAAAAUAUUUGAGAAAGUGUUGCCACACAGAGAAUCCAGGGCUGAGCAAGAUACCCAGGAACACAGACAGAGGAAGGAAGAGGCAGAGAAGAUGAAAGCCUGAAGAGUUUUCAUACAGACCAAACAGAGCUCUGGAGGAUUAUGCUCCUAAAGAAUUAAAAAGAGCCAUAAGAACAAAACAAAGGGAAAAUCUCACAGUAAAAUACAAGCAUGGUUUGUAGCAGGUAAAUCAAGGAGACAGAAGGCAGGGGGGAAACCUCUGAAGUAAAAUUAGAGUAAGUUGUGAUUGCUGUCAGACUCAAUGGAGAGGAAACAAUAAAAAUAAGUGGUGAAAAUCCACGCCAAAGUGACUGAAGAAAAGGAAAUGAAAGUGGACGGCACUUGAGGAAGGUGGAGGCAAAAUCUGGAUCGCAGUGAGGGUGAAGCUAGGCUUUCUUAGCAGUGAGGCCAUGGGAAAGGGAGGGAGGACAAUGGUGAACCAGGGAUUACCCACUGAAGCAGAUCUGUGUAAGGGAACUUAAAGGGAGCGUGUUUUAUUCCAAAGGGGGAUUAAGAUGUGAACUAUUCAACACUCUAUUUACAAUCUUAUAAGAAACAAACAGGAAAAGACCCCAAAGGCACCAGUGUCAGUUCUAAACAUACUUCCAGAAAAGCUGAAUUAACAGAGCAACAACCAAAGAAAUCAAGAAGGCUGAGCUGGAAAAGCUCAAUAGCAGCCUGGAGAAGCACAAAACGUCCCGAGGCUAUCACUACAUUAACAUGUUACAGCAAUUGUGAAACAUGCGGUUAGGAAGACUGACUCUCCUGGGCCAUAUCUCAACCAGGGAACAACAGUUAAAACAAAAGAGAAUACAUUAUAAAGACUGUCUAAUACGAUCUUUGCUGAGAUUUAAACCACAGAUUAAGACUCAUAUAGGAGACAAUAAGCUUUUUACUGCUUCUCAGCCCAGGGGUAUGAUAAAAUACAUACAGAAGCACAGACAUUCAGGGAGGAGCAAUAACAUCUAAGAGCUGAGGAGAGCAUUUGUGCUGCAAUAAGGAAAUAAUACCAAGAUUGUCUUCUGGUUAUCCAAAAAAAAGCACUGAUAACCUCCAUUAAUAUGGAGGUGUCUUCAUGCAAAAGACUUAAGAUAUUCAAAAUUAUAUUUGUUUAAUCUAUCUCACUAUUUGACUCAAAAGCUGAAAGUAAAAUAAUUUAUUCACUAUCACUUGCAACCUAUCCAUUAGAGAAACAAAUGCACAAUAUGCUCCCAAACCUUUCACAUUUAAACUUUCUCUUCACAUCUAACAGCCUUCUACAAAGAAAGCCAAGGUGCUAAGUUGGAACACAUGAUAUGCUUUGCACAAAAUUCCUCUGAAAAUACUCGGAGGCAGGGGAAGGAUGAAGCAACUUACUCCCCUUUCAUAGUACCUUUGCUUUUGCCUUGGAAAGAGGCAACAUCCAGCCUAUGAAACAGAGAGUACCUUCAGAGUCCCAGGAAUAUUUACAUUAGGCAGAAUACAGAUAUUGCAGCUAGAAUUUGGCCAGUUCAAAAUGGUCAUAGUGCAUCACUGCAUUAUGUGCCUUUUCCAUUUUCUGUAGAAUUAACUGUUCCUUCUCUGUAUGUACAUAGUACGUUUAUAGCUCAGAUGGUGUAUUCAUACUACUAUUUUGCUGUGUACAGGAUCAAAAUGACCAAUAAAUAUGGAUUAUAUUGAGCCACAUGUAACCUAUAUUUUUUGCUUUAUGGGAGUGUCUCAUCAUGCAUUCGCAAAGGAACUUAUCCUCAGGCCAGAACUAUAUUUGCAGUUUAAAAAGUCAAAUUUGCCACCUGGAAUCAAGUGAUCAAAAAACUUUUUUAUACUUGAAAAUGAGAUGAGUGUGCUUUGUGCUGUGGUUGAGGUUGCCAGCCUCAGCAUUGCAAUCUGCACCUUCAAUGAUAUCCACACCGACUAUUUGUCCUGUGUCCAUCAAAGGCAGGUGUUUUGUGCCAAGUCCCGAGGUGGUAUGAAUCAAUACAAUUUCACUGGACCUAGUUUAUACAAGCUGAGAAUCUCAUGCUCUGAUUUUUAAACAACUACUGAGUUUCCAGCACUGCAGAUGAGCGCAGGCAUAAAAAUGUCAGAGCAGUGAGAAUUUUCAUCACUUAAUGUGAAUCCCAUUUUCACAAGGGGCUUUAUUCUCACCUCAACACUUUCUCCAUUACUUUUUGAUAAAAUCAAUAAUCUCAGAAACCAAUAAGUCCUAUUGUCCCAAAGGCAUCACCUACCUUUAAAUUAAAGGGGAGGAAUUCGGAUGUACUGAUGCCUGCGGUCGCACUGCAAGCUCCCCUCCAACCCAGCUGGCCAUGGCUGCGUUCCCUGAGACACCUCUAAGCAAGGCAGAUUUAUGACAAACAAAACACUGUCCCUUCACUUUCACAAGCCUUCUUUGAGCAAUGUCCAGCCCUGCCUCUAUGGCCAUUUAGCAGCUGAGUCCCAGGAUCCAAGUUUGUCAAGGCGACUUGUGUGGAAGUUUCACUGCUUAAAUCAAUACUACCUUCAAGAGGUACUCCCAGCCCUGAGGAACAUCUCAAAACCCAGGAAACUUGUGCUUUGCCAUUAUUUUAGUAAGUGGAUGCUGUAAGACUUUGUACUACCAAGUAAUUAACACUGAUGAUUGUGAUCUGACCCUGUGGGUUUUAAAUCGAAAACAAUGCUUUCCUGUGUUCUCUAGAAGAUGAAUGUCACCACCAAUGGUUUGUUUCAGUAUUCUGCAAGAAAUCUCAAGAAUUCUUAUUUGUUUCAACAAGAUAUGAUUUUCUUUCCUCUUAUGUACAAGUGAGUGAUUCAAAACCUUGAUAGUAUAGGACUUACUGCUAUGAUGCCACACUAGUUUUCCAGUUGUGACAAGCCAGACAAGCUCUCAGAUGGGAAAUCCUCUCCCUUCUGAGGUCUCAAAAACUUGUGCCUCCCAUUUCUUGAGGAAGCAAGAAAGCAUCUGGCUCAUCCAGCUUUCUAGUCAAUGAGGCGCUAAGCUACAACUUAUUGGCAUCAUUGGUGUCUGAAGUCCAGCGAGUGAUUAUUGUUCAAACAGAUGUUAACUAAUACAAAACACCUUCUAAAUUAUGAAAUAGAAAGAACACCAUCGAUUCACUUUUUCAAGGCCAUAAUAAAUAAAGGGCUGGAGCAGAAAGCUUAUUCCCGGAUAAGAGACAGCUAAGUCUUUUUCCCAGCAAAAAAUAUCUGAACUGUGUUUUAUUUAACAUAAGCCCCAAGUCUCCUGCAAGUCUUUCUAUAGGACAAGCCUUAUACAUGUAAUGUCGCAUAACAUCAGGAAUCAUGGACAAGAGCAUUUUGGCCAAGUUCCUUUUCUUGUGCCAUUCAGUCGCCACUCAGCUAAAGAACUAGCAUCUCUGAAAACAAUUCAGAAAAAGAGCAUCAGAUUCAACGUUGCAAGUCAAUAAAGUUGAACAGCAAGUAUCUGACAACACUGAAAUUUUGCCUGUUGCAAAACGUUACAGUUGAAUGAAUGGAUGGGGCUUUCAUGCCCCACUGAAGCAUGCACAGGCUUCAAACUACUGGCACAUGUCAAGAUGCUGCAAAACCUGACAUUUAUAAAAGAUACAUCUGGUGUGUAUUUAUUGGGAGCAGAGUAAGGUCUUGUUUAAGUACACGUGAAUUGGAUGUGGAGAGCUGGCGAUACCCUGUGCCUCACAGUAAAAGCAUGUUUUAACCUAAACUCCUCCAUCUAUAAUGCAUGCCAUGAGGUGUGAAGAACUCUUGUGCAUUGAAAAGCCAGAAUAUAAAUUAUGAAUCAAGGCAUAGGUGGAAUCCUGAAGGCCAAACAGAGUUCUCAGUUCAAUGGUGAUGUUUCUAGGUUUAGGUUUACCUUUAAAUGAUAUUUCUGGAAUAAAAAUGUAUUGUAUAUUUUAUAUUGUAACCUAUUUGAGCAACUUUGUUAUGUUUUGACUUGUUUUCACAAAAGCUGCUUUUAAUUUCUGCUGUUAUCAGGCUGUGAUUUUUCUUUGCCCAAAAUAAUUUGGCAAAGCAAUUACAUUACCAGGAAUUCAUCUAAUGUCAUCAAACCCUGGUGAGACUGACAUGUCCAAACCAUGACUUUAUAUCACAUUUUUUGAUCACAGAAAUAUGACACAGCCCUUCAUCUGGUUUUAUGCUCUUCAUGGCACUGUUUAAAGCAUGACAUUUUUCUCAGCUCAAUAUUGUGUAUGACCUUUCAGAUUUACCCUGUAGUUUCAGCAAAAGUGCAAUUUUCAUUGGCAUGUAUUGUAAUAACUAGUGAUGACAAAAAUGUGUGUUUCCAAUUUAAACUCACUUAGUUUCACUUGGCACCUGCGCUAAACUUCACUUGGCAGUCAAAAUUCAGAAACAGUGACAGCAAUGUAGGCACUGGACGAGUGAGAGCAAACCAAAAGGGCAGGCUUUGCACCGCAAGGCUAAUUACAUGUGACUGUUGGGUCCGUGAGACUUUUUCACCUGUACCAACAGCUAUUUGCACUGCAGCAUGUGCACAGUGUACAAGUAGUCACAGUGCAGGGCAGCCUCGGGUUAAAUAGCUGCUUUCUAGCCCACAAAAUAAACAACUUAAUGUCUUCCAGGCAGCUAGUAGGAGGUAUUAACAGAAUUUCAAGUGUUACCCCUAAGUUAUUUCACAGUCUUUAGGCAGAUUAGAAACGCAUAAGUCUGUGGGGAAGAUGUGUGAGGUAUUUCCAUAUAGUUUCGGUCCAAGUAUAAAACAGCUUAAAGAAUUAAAUGCAGCUUUAGUUGCUUCUAAUCAUAUCCUCAGCACGUAGGUACACAACGUCCGAAUGACAGGCUGUAUGCAUCCAGCAGCGACAGGGCAGCCUGCAUUACCGCAGCUAGGCUGGGAGCAGCACAGAGCGGAGGCAUUAUUUUGGAGUAAAAAGCACAAGGCUCUCCUUCCAGGCUGCCUACAGCACUGCUGCCUGAUUAUCAUUCCAAGCCUUGGAUGCAAUAACCGCGGAAGAUCCAUAGCAGUCACCUUGACCCAGACCCCAACAACAGAGCAGCAGACAAGCAAACCAGAGGAGCACAGAUGCUCCGCUUUCCCUCCUCGCUCUCAAGUACUGGUGACCCCAGCUCUUCCAGAGAUUUAAAUAUUUCCCCGGGCACACCAUUAUGUCAGUGAGCAUUGUUUAAAGUGAAUCAGCAGGUUGAGACUUUCCUUUUUAAGUGUAUGAAACCUCCAUAUCCAGUUGAACGAAGCACAAGACCCAGUGUCUGACUGUUUUCUUUCAGAGGGAUCUGUCCCAGGAUCACAGAAAACUUUCUUAAACCCAACCCCCAGGAAAAGGGUGGCUCUGUGAGGUUUUUGAAGGAGAAAUGAGCCCAACAGAGAAGAUGCAGAUCUGCCUUUCAGAGGUGACUCAGUGCUGCACAAGUGAUUAAACCAGCCCAAGAAAAGAUUGUUCCAGUUCAAAACUGUGGGUAACAGUGACCACUGGGCAGAAAAAAUAUGUGGCUGUGCACAAGACCUGGAUGGAAUAGAUUAGUCGGUGCUUGUCACUCAGUCCUGGGAUACAUUUUGCUUGUGUAGCCUGCCUGAGAUAUAGAAAUCGUUUGUCAAAUUUUCUGACAUUGGGGAGAAAAGGCAGUAAAGAGGAAAAAAACGCAUUAUACAAGUACUGGUCUGUUGACAUUUAAAAUGAGACAAUGAUGAGCAUAAAAAAAGGUUAAAAAAAAUCCUGGGCUGAUAACCCAAAGGGUCAAAGACAAAUCACAAAAUAGAAUGCUACUAAUUAGGCUGAAAUGCCAACAAUGUUCAGUAUAUCGUUUAAAGUAUCUGCAGUGUCAGACUGCUACCAUGACCCCCAGUUGGAAUAUGCCAAGGUGAAAUGUAGAAAAGGACUAAAUCAGAUAAGUUAAACACAAAUAUUUUAAAAUGACAUUUUAAUUUCUACCCCACCAUUUUAACAUUUUCGAAAUUGUUAAUAAGCAUGUCACCUAUUCUCAGAGCAGGCCAAAUGUCAGAUGUUUGUAUGUAUUAUUCAGCUGAACAUUUUAAGUACAUAAUCUUUCCCUCUGCUAAACAGGUGGGAUUAUAUUAACAGGCUAUUUUCUUAAAAGGAACAGUGAAUAAAAACCUGUUGAUGCUAUUAAACAGUGUAGUGCUGAGUAUGGAACCAUUGCCGGUAUGGAACUGAACAAAGGUCUGCAGGAAGGAGAGGGCUGGGAGCAGGUAGCCACAGCUUUCUGCUGUAUCUAAGACUUCUAAAGCAUAUUUCAAUGGACUAAGACCCAGAGCCUCAGAAGUCAGCCAUUACAAGUUAAAUUACGCCACCAAGCUAAACCACACUAAAAAAACAGGCUCCAGAAGUUUUAAAAUGAGUGCAUCAAGGCUAAAAACUUAAAGUCAAUCAUGGUUUUGAAUAUUUGGCCUUUGAACAAUCCAGGCUGAGAAAAGCACCCUCUGCCCAUCUCAAACAAACAGAAAUGUUCCUCUUCAUCAUUUAGGAAGAGUCUUAAGAUAAAUCAAAUGAAGGGAUUUUACACUAGGAUGGAAAAUGUUAGUUGAGUUACUCAUGAACAACAAACUCCCGUAGGCAAAUGAGUCUUUUGUAAGCUCUACAUGGCAGAGUACAUCUUUACUGUGUCUCAUCCAUGAUACUGACUUAACAAUUAAAACCAUAUAACAGAUCUAAACCAAAAAAGGUUUAACCAAGUGUGAUAGAUUCUUUGUAGUCCACAUUGUACCCUUCAAUUUUCAGUAUUGCUGUGUGUUGGAUAUUAUGGCUGUUUUGUUCCCCGUGCUUCCAUGACAAUUAUUUGAGGGAAGUAGACCUGAAAAAAAAAUCUAGGAGCCUGGUCCUCCACUUUUCAGAAGAAAUGUGAAGUAGGCAGCCACAGACAGGAAAUGAUGGCCUACAGCAUAUUCCAAAUGUGCUUCCCAAACUUUGCUUUUGGAAGUAGCACUUGUUUACAUUUUAUACAGAAU